This is a messenger RNA of Naegleria gruberi, 1074 nucleotides long. RefSeq lists its product as uncharacterized. The transcript has 3 exons. The record is from RefSeq and is a predicted model, not a curated record. Bases 1 to 1074 code for a protein of 357 amino acids. NCBI's taxonomy places the organism in Eukaryota, Heterolobosea, Eutetramitea, Acrasida, Naegleriidae.
AUGAAUUUUUCGGAAUUAAGUGGAUGGCUUUAUAAUUUUGUAAGAUUACAACAGGAAAAUGAUGGCUAUGUGAGGGAUGCGGAGAGUGAUGAAAGAACAACCGAAUUGGUGUUUUAUAUUAUUGAUGGUUGUUUGGCAAUUGUAUUUUUGUUGUGUGCAUUGUUUUAUGUAAUUUUAUUUGUAACAAAGAGAAGUAGUUUGACAAAGAGAUUCCUUAUGGAUAGUAUUGUACCAAGUAUUUCUAUUGUCAUGUUGGUAUUUUGUUUGGUGAAAUCAAUUCAUGUGGUGUGUCCGAUUUUUGAAUUGUUGGAUAAUAAGAUUGCAACCUUUGUAUUGACAAUUGUUCAAUAUGUCACUCUCUAUUUUACAACAAUUUUAUUAUUCUCAGUGUCAUUGGUUACUCUCUAUUAUGCUAUUAAGCAAUAUACAGUGAAUGGUUAUGUGGUUUCUAAUACAGGACUAUUGGUUUACAAAAUUAUUUUCACACUAAUUGUUGGAUUUAAUGCCCUAUUAUUAGCUGGGUCAUUUGGAUUAUCAAUUGCUCAACAUACUAUUGAUGUAUUUUUCAAAGAGUUGGAACCAGCAGUUCUUACUGAAGUUACCUUUUAUGUAUUUAUUGGAUGCUAUGCAUGGCAAUUUUUAAUUCAAGUUUGUGUUGGACUUUAUGGAAUUGCAUUCCACAUUUUCAAUGGAAGAUAUAUUCUUUUGGAUGAUUAUAUUGCAAGAAAAUGUACUCGUUCAUUCCUUGGAUCUUGUGUUGGUAUCUCAGCUGCCAUGGUUGUUUUCAUGUCAACUAUAUUAACAAUUCAUACACUUGAUUUUCAAAAUGUUUUGAAAGAGUCAUUGCCAUUCUUCACCCUAGCUGGUGACGCUGUUUUGGCCUUCCUCUGUGUUUGCCUUAUAAUUGUUUGGGGUCCACUGAAUCCAUCAUUAUCGAGCUUGUAUGCAUCAAUGCAAGGUGCCAUGCACUCAAUGGAAAGAAGAAGCUUGCUCACAGGUGGAUCUCAGGCAUCGAUCUCCUCCAAUUCUUCCCAUGUACAUAAUAGAGCAUCUGUAAAUAGACAUUUGGAAUAA